AUGUCAUCUAAUCUCGGACACUCGAUUCGUCUGAUGCUGUCAUCGAGCCUCCGUGGCAACGGUUCGAUCGGUAUCCGUUCAACACUGGGCAAGGAAUCGACAUUGCAACUUACCCAAGAUGAUGCCCGUUACGAGGACGAUGCUGAAGAGGAGAGCCAACCCGGCGAAGACCACAUCGAUUUGAAGAACUAUCUCGACGACUUCGCAGAUGCUCUCAAGAAGUCAAAGAAUGACUCCGAAAUUGCUGAUAUCUUCAACGAGAAACUGUCGCAGAUGGUCUAUGGCUCAAAUAUGAUCGAGGCGGUCGGCAGCAGCCUUGACAUCACAAGCAAGCUCUGCCGAGAUAUUUUUGCUGGAGGGAUAGACGCAGACGAUGCUGAUAUCGCAGUAUCAGAGGCAAGUGGCGAGAUCGACUCUGUGGCUCUAGCGGCCAAAUACUGCCAUAAAUUCGUCAACAUUCACCCGUUUCUUGAUGGUAAUAGCCGAACAAGCCGUCUUAUUCUGAAUACCAUUCUCCUCAAAUACGGCGGUUGCUUCAUUUGGUUCGGCAAGGAUGCAAUAGAGCGUGAGGAGUACAUGGAUAUUGCGACAGAGGGAUUCGCUGCUGAGGCUCUGACUAUGCAACAGGAGGAAAUGGAUGAUCUACCGGAGGGCUUCAAGCCCAAGCAUCACAAGAAACUUGCCACGUUUACGCUGAAGCAUGUGUACAAGUACUUUAGCAUAUUCAAUUGA
Messenger RNA from Fusarium proliferatum ET1, 732 nucleotides. RefSeq lists its product as uncharacterized. The record is from RefSeq and is a predicted model, not a curated record. The coding region runs from base 1 to 732 and encodes 243 amino acids. The transcript is spliced from 2 exons. NCBI's taxonomy places the organism in Eukaryota, Fungi, Ascomycota, Sordariomycetes, Hypocreales, Nectriaceae.